This is a messenger RNA of Lagopus muta (rock ptarmigan), 1435 nucleotides long. It is a transcript of the gene WNT4, whose product is annotated as Wnt family member 4. Gene Ontology annotation, molecular function: frizzled binding; cytokine activity. The transcript has 5 exons. The record is from RefSeq and is a predicted model, not a curated record. The coding region runs from base 133 to 1188 and encodes 351 amino acids. Gene Ontology annotation, biological process: canonical Wnt signaling pathway; neuron differentiation; multicellular organism development. Gene Ontology annotation, cellular component: extracellular region. Lineage: Eukaryota; Metazoa; Chordata; Aves; Galliformes; Phasianidae.
GGGCAGCGCCCGCCGCCGCCUGCCCGGCUCCCACCUGCGGCGGCGGCUGCUCUGGGGGCCGCGGGCCGGGCGGGGGGCACCGCACCGCACCGCACCGCACCACACGGCACCAUUCCCCGCCUGCCCUCCAGGAUGAGCCCGGAGUAUUUCCUGCGCUCCUUGCUGCUCAUCAUCCUCGCCACCUUCUCGGCCAACGCCAGCAACUGGCUGUACCUGGCAAAGCUGUCUUCAGUGGGAAGCAUCUCUGAGGAGGAGACCUGCGAGAAGCUGAAGGGCUUGAUCCAGCGCCAGGUGCAGAUGUGCAAGCGGAACCUGGAGGUGAUGGACUCGGUGCGGCGCGGGGCCCAGCUGGCCAUCGAGGAGUGCCAGUACCAAUUCCGCAACCGCCGCUGGAACUGCUCCACGCUGGACACCCUGCCUGUCUUUGGCAAGGUGGUAACACAAGGGACGAGGGAGGCAGCGUUUGUCUACGCCAUCUCUUCUGCAGGGGUGGCCUUCGCCGUGACCCGAGCAUGCAGCAGCGGCGAGCUGGACAAGUGUGGAUGCGACCGCACGGUGCAAGGCGGCAGCCCACAGGGCUUCCAGUGGUCCGGCUGCUCCGAUAACAUCGCCUACGGUGUGGCUUUCUCUCAGUCCUUUGUCGACGUCCGGGAGAGGAGCAAAGGGGCAUCUUCCAACAGAGCACUGAUGAACCUCCACAACAACGAGGCGGGGCGGAAGGCGAUCCUGAACAACAUGCGGGUGGAGUGCAAGUGUCACGGCGUGUCGGGCUCGUGUGAGUUCAAGACGUGCUGGAAAGCCAUGCCUCCCUUCCGCAAAGUGGGCAACGUGCUGAAGGAGAAAUUCGACGGUGCCACCGAGGUCGAGCAGAGCGAGAUCGGCUCCACCAAAGUGCUGGUGCCGAAAAACUCCCAGUUCAAACCGCACACGGACGAGGAUCUCGUCUACCUGGACUCCAGUCCUGACUUCUGUGACCACGACCUCAAGAACGGGGUGCUGGGCACCAGCGGCCGGCAGUGCAACAAGACCUCCAAGGCCAUCGAUGGCUGCGAGCUCAUGUGCUGCGGUCGGGGCUUCCAUACGGACGAAGUGGAGGUGGUGGAAAGGUGCAGCUGCAAAUUCCACUGGUGCUGCUCUGUCAAGUGCAAACCCUGCCAUCGGGUGGUGGAAAUCCACACGUGCCGGUGAUGCACGGAAGGGAGCAGCCAUCCCUUCCCCUCUCUAACUGAUCCUGCUUCUCUCUUGCCCUGUGGCCAGGACUGAGGAAGUGACCCAGACGCUGCAGGGAGAGCACAGCUCUAUACAGAGACAGAGCCCUGGAGGAAAACAGAUUUUAAAAGAAAGGAGCAAAAAAAUAUAUAUAUUUAAAGUUUAAAAAAGGAAAAAAAACCAACCCUCCCCCCCCCUCAAAAAAAGCGAUCGUUGUUAUCUUUUA